AUGUGCUGUCUUGUUCAAUUAGGUUCAACUCUACGUACUUUGUUAUCUUGUGUCGACACCAUCGUACAAAAAAAAUAUCUUAUUCCAUUUAAAAAAUUUUUAAGUAUGUCAGGCCUUUUGACUCAAUUAGUUCGUCGUCAGGCGUCAAUGAUGAUGCCCCGCCGAAAUGCAAGUGCACUUUUUCUUGCAGGUCCACCAGUUAAUAAAGUGACAAAUAAAGAAAAACUGAUUGCUUUGGGUUUGUUUCUUAGCGUUCCCAUGCUUUAUCCAAUUUAUAUUAUGUCUAACUUACAAAAAUACAAUGGCUCAAAUCGUACAUGGUCGAAAAAGAAAGCUCGCUCCGACAAGAAGCAAUCAGGCAAAAAAGCUGAUCACUAA
Molecule: messenger RNA, 378 nt
Organism: Adineta ricciae
Lineage: Eukaryota; Metazoa; Rotifera; Eurotatoria; Adinetida; Adinetidae
Source: the annotation of a GenBank genome assembly